AUGAAGGCCCAGACCGUCAUCGCCACUUUGUUCUCCGUCUGCGUUGCUGCCUCCGCAGUUCCAGCCAGCAGCGGCUACAAGACCGUUGAGUUGAGCGGAAGCCAGCUCAAGAGCGCGCUUGCCAAGUACAAUAAGGGUGGCAGCCUCGAUGUCAAUCAGGUCAUCAACUGCACCGUCUCGUACACCCUUGCUCUGAGCAGCGGUGGACCCCCAUACACCAUUGACCUCUCCAGCCUGGAUCUGACCAACUGCACCUAUACCUAG
Molecule: messenger RNA, 264 nt
Organism: Penicillium longicatenatum
Lineage: Eukaryota; Fungi; Ascomycota; Eurotiomycetes; Eurotiales; Aspergillaceae
Exons: 2
Coding region: 1-264 (87 amino acids)
Source: RefSeq, a predicted model, not a curated record